UCCGCUCAGCCUGAGUUGAAGCAGCGAUGAGUUCAGCUCAGUAUCUGAGAGAGUUCAUCAAGGAGAGACUAACUGCUGUUUGUGAAGAAAUCUUCUCAGAGGUUCAAAAAACCAUCGUCCAGUAUGAGGAGGAGAUCAACCGUCAGCACAGACUGCUGGAUAUCAGCCGGAAACCCGACAGAAACUCACACAUCAUAGACCUCCAACAGCAACAUGUCAUUGAGAAGGAGGAGGUUCUUACAGACCAACAGGUCUGUAUCCAAGAAAGGAACUCCAGUCUGACUGAGGAGGACCCAGAGCCUCCACAGAUUAAAGAGGAACAGGAGGAAGUGUGCAGCAGUCAGGAGGGAGAGCAGCUUGGACUGAAGCAGGAGACUGAUGCCUUCAUGGUGACAGCCGCUUAUGAGGAAAGUGCACACACUGAAUCAGAAACAAACGUUGAGCAUCUCCUUUCUCACAGCUUUCCUGAAGCAGAGAGCCGAGAUCAGAAAGCAAGCCAGCAUGUGGACUCAGGAUCAACUAGAAAUGCAGAGCUGAAGAAGAGGAGACAUCACAGCAACGGAAGUCACAGUCAGAGAGUAGACAACCCUGCUGUUUCAGAGAAUCAAAGUAAAACUGACACAAAGAAAAAGUCUCUGAAAUGUGACGUCUGUGGAAAACAUUUUCAGUUUAAAUGUCACCUGAAUGCACAUCUCAGAAUUCACACAGGUGAGAAACCGUAUUCUUGUAGCACCUGUGGGAAACAAUUCCGUCAGAUAUCAGCUUUGAAAAAUCAUGGUAACUGUUACACAGGUGAAAAACCAUAUCCUUGUAGCACUUGUGGUAAAAGAUUUUCCUAUAAAUCACAUCUUGAGUCUCAUGCAAGGAUUCACACAGGUGAGAAGCCCCAUAUCUGUACCGUUUGUGGGAAAAGAUUCAGUCGGCGUGCACAUUUGUAUUAUCACUUAAAAAUUCAUACAGGUGAGAAGCCGCAUCUUUGCAGCACCUGUGGGAAAGGAUUCAGAGAGAACUAUGAGUUGCAACGUCAUGUAAGAAGGCACACUGGUGAGAAACCGUAUUCCUGUAGCUUUUGUGAGAAAAGAUUCAGUCAUCUCGGACACGCAAAGAGACACAUGAAAAUCCAUACUGAUUAAAGUUUCAUGCUUAGAAAAUGUUGGACAGCUGUGAGUGGUCCUGCCAUUUUUGUUUUUGUAAAUUAGCCUCGUGGUCAGCACUGACAUAUGGAGGCACUGCUCUUCAUUUACCUGUUCCCAUGGUGAAUUGUGAUAUUGGAGCUCCAUUAAUGAUGGCUUCCUUUCUCUACUCUGAUCAGCUGUUUUGGAACCAAACACUCAAAAGCCUGUUUUGAAAUUAGUAGCUACUUGGAUCGACUUCCCACAACUUGACUGGUUUUCCACUACAAUCCGGUACUAUCUAAUGUGAGUGGUUGUUGUCAUAGCACUCGUCCCGCAGUGUAAUCAAUACGCAACAUGAAACCUACAAAAAGAGU
Maylandia zebra (zebra mbuna) is the source of this 1489-nucleotide messenger RNA. RefSeq lists its product as uncharacterized. Gene Ontology annotation, cellular component: nucleus. Gene Ontology annotation, molecular function: RNA polymerase II cis-regulatory region sequence-specific DNA binding; DNA-binding transcription factor activity. NCBI's taxonomy places the organism in Eukaryota, Metazoa, Chordata, Actinopteri, Cichliformes, Cichlidae. Gene Ontology annotation, biological process: regulation of transcription by RNA polymerase II. The record is from RefSeq and is a predicted model, not a curated record.